This is a messenger RNA of Heterobilharzia americana, 4102 nucleotides long. Lineage: Eukaryota; Metazoa; Platyhelminthes; Trematoda; Strigeidida; Schistosomatidae. The record is from the annotation of a GenBank genome assembly.
UGGACGCAAUGCGCGGUGUUCCUGAAAACAUGCGUUACGAUGUCUGAAGGUUUUAAUGGGCGCAAAAUACUCUAAAAAGCGCCAUAAACCUCGCAUAAGUAAAUCUCAGAUACCAUGGCUUCUACGUGGAGCUAUAAGAAGCAAUAAUGUUGGAACACUUCAAUAUCUUUUCAGUUAUCCUAAUGGUGUGGAUCCAAGCAUGGUCAUUGAUGGAGUAUGCCCCCUCAAUUUGGCGGUUGAGUUGGGAUAUUUACAAAUGGUUAAGAUUCUUAUCAAAGCAGGUGCAGAUAUAUACGUAGCUGAUGCUCCUCGAUAUCCACUUCACCAGGCAAGUUUAUACGGUCGUGCAGAUAUUGCUGAACUUCUUAUCCGAUCCGGUGCUUCUGUAUCUGCGCUUACUGAGCGCAGACAGUCUUGUCUACACUUACUAGCGCAUCAAACUGCUCAAAGAUAUGUGGAUACAGCUAAAAUCCUGUUGAAGUAUCAUGCCAAUCCUAAUACAUUAGAUGAUGAUGGCCUUGCCCCAUUACAUCGAGCUUCAGUUGAAAUAGUUGAAGUCUUAGUUGCACAUGAAGCAACUGAUGUGAAUAUUUGUAGUCGAGAUUUGGAUACACCUCUUCUGACUGCUGUAAAAGAUCGUAGAGAAUUGAUUUUGAUUGCUCUUAUUCGAGGUGAUCAACAAUUUCGUGAACAGCAUCGUAAAAAUAUGAUCAGUCCACUUGAAAAUCAGUCUAAUGAUGUACAAUGUCGAAUUAUUACAUCAGCUUUGCGUACACCAUCUUCAAAAUCAUCUAAUUCAGCUGCUUCUCGGUUCACAUUAGCCUCUGCUACAAGUACAAUUUUUCGUGGUACAGUUUCAAAUGAUUGUACAGUACCACGUGCUUCAUCUGCCGCUUCAGUUAACAUACACUCAGUAUUCAGUGCAAAUAAUCCAAAAUCACUUAUCAAUCGGCAUAUUUUAGCCUCACAACUUCUACGACCUAAACAGAACAAAAUUCUAGAUGAACAAGAUACAGAAUUGGAGUCUGAUUCGAAUGGGAUUAAUCCACGAUCAUGUAGUUCAAGAUUAAGUGGGAAAAAUCAUACUUCCUUACAACCUGAAUCUAAUGGUGAUCCUCAACUUAUUGUUAAGUCAAUUUAUAGCGGUAGUUCUAAUCUAUCUAGUGUUGUUCGUAAACCAGAAAACUGUCAACGAUGUCAUAGUGUGGGGAAUCCAAGUGAUGUUGCUCGAUGGUGGCAAAGUUGUGAUCGACUUCAGCGCUUACUUGGCAAGACAACUGCAUUAACCAGCAAUAAUAAUAAUAAUAAUCAGAUAUCAUCACAGACAACAAAUCAAAACCAAUUGACUCAUACUAGUUGUCUACAAUCGAAUUCUGGGAUGAUUAGACCACGUUUAGACAUUGAUCGACCAGACAAAAUUGGUAUGACACCUUUAAUGAUUGCAGCUGAGGCUGGUUCAAGUGGUUUGAAUAUGGCUAUCGCUUUAAUGAAUGCUGGUUCAAAUAUAUCAUUAACUGAUAAAGUCGGUAUGACUGCGUUACAUCAUGCAUGUUAUGUUGGAUCAUUCAAUAUGGUGCGUUAUCUUAUGGAACGUGUUCAACCAAUAAUGUGUUGUAAUUUAACUACUACAUCAGCUAUGAAGAUAAACACUGGAUCAAAUGCACGAUUAUCAUGUUUAUCCACUAAUUCACCUGGCUUAAUAUCUCCUACUAGUAAUAAUAAUAAUACUCAGUUGCCGCUACCGCCAAGUCGUCUUUCAAAUCCUGAAUUGUUAAAUGUCCAGGUUAGUCAAAAUAUUAUUGAGAAUAACUGUAAUUCAGUUGUACAGAAAAACUCCUGAUAGGCUCAAAACCAAUAGUCUUGUGCCUAUUACUGGCUCUGUUGGUUUGCUAAGAGUUGAUGGCCUCAUGAAUGAAGAGGAGGGUUGAAAAUACACUCGACUCUAGAGAGUAUUGAACUGUCAAAAUUACUGUCGCCAGUAUUUCAUACUCAUCCACUUAACUGUAGAGCAACCUCGCUUAAGUAACUAGUUCACUAGUUAAUAGACGGUUCUAACCCCGGAUAAAGAGGGAAGGUUGGGCAUAGGGCUAACAACCCUACCCCGUUAAACCAAUCCAACCGCUAAACAAACUUCAAAGCACAAAGAAAAUAUAAAAAAUAAAAACCAACUUAAUCCUUGCUGGAAUCAGAGAGACUAAAUGACGCCGGUUGGUGAAAGCCUUCGGAAGCCAGUCGGCCGAUGUGUUUCCUCUCGAUGAAGGCGAAAGUAAACGUGGGGACAUGGAAUGUUCGCACCAUGUUUGAACCUACCAAGGCUGCCCAGAUCGCAAAAGAGAUGAGGAGACAUGGCAUGGAAGUGCUUGGAAUCUGCGAAAGCAGAUGGAAUGGAAGUGGACUCUCCAAACUGUCAACAAUAGAGUCAAUAAUCUACUCCGAUAUUGUCACCCAGACGACAACCACGAGCACACUGAGUUUUGGAGUGGCUAUCAUGAUUUCCCCAAGAACAUCGAAGGCUCUCAUGCAGUGGGAAUCAAUCUCCUCCAGGAUCAUAACAGCAAAAUUCAACUCAAAAGGGAGGAAAGUCACAAUCAUUCAAUGCUACGCGCCAACAAAUAAUGCAGAUGAAGAGAAGAAGGAGGAAUUCUGCAGACAACUGCAGUCAGUACUAGAAAAGACUUUAGUUGGUGACACGAAUGCCAAACUGGGAGCGGAUAACACAGAAAAAGAACUCAUCAUGGGUAGAGACGCACUUGGUGAAAUAAACGAGAAUGGAAAGCUGUUUGCAGACUUCUGCACAUUUAAUGAUUGGUGGUGAUUGGAGGCAGUGUGUACAAACAAAAGGAUAUUCACAAAGCGCGCGACAUGGGUUUCACCAGAUGGAUACACUACACUUAAAAUCAGAUCGACUUCAUCUCAAUGUGAAGAGAGUGGAGAUGCAGCCUACUGGACACAAGAUCAGAUCAAGAAGGGGAGUAGAUGUAGGUUCACACCAGUCACUAUCUAGUGCAAGGAACCCAACUUUCAAAACAAGUUGAAAGCCUUCAAAGAAGUUGAUGAUAGACCACAGUUCAAGUUGAAUACCCAGAACAGAAACUGCAGGAUAAAACUACACGUCAACCAUCAGAACAAAAUGGGAGAUAUUGAGCAACAUCCGUGAAGAAACCUGCAUAACUGUAUUAGGAAGGAAGAAGAAAAGAAAUGAAUCUCGAUGGACACAUGGAAGCUGAUAGAGGAGAUGAAGAUGGUGAAGCAGAAGAUGAACCAGUGAAGUGCAGGGAUGAAUAACGAAAAGAGGAACUGACUACAACUUAUAUAACACUACCCUGGACAAAGAAGUGAAGAAGAGUGCGUGCAAAGACAAAGAGACUUCUAAGACACACUUGCAAGUGAAGCAGAACAGGCUGCAGGUACCAGAGAUAGAGGCCUGACAACACUAUAUCAAAUAACCAGGUAACUAUCUGAGAAGAGAUCAACUCAGAUGAAACCAAGGAAAGAUUAGCGAAAGAAACUUAGUUACCGAAGAGGAAAAACAAAGGAGACGAUGGGCUGGCCACUUCAGAAAACUCUUGAAUCGACCACCACGACGUGCAACUCGUCCAGAAAUACCACCAGCAGCCCAGCCACAGAACUAUUAGUUAACACAAACCAUCCGACAAAAGCAGAAGUGAAGUCCUGAACAUCAUCAAGUUGCUGGAAUUCGGGAAAGCAGCAGGACCAGAUAAAACUCAGCCAGAAGCACUGAAAACAGACCCAGAGACAACAGAGAACAUGCUCAUACCACACCACUAUUGCAGAAGGUUUGGAAGGAAGGAAGGGAAGGUACCUGCCUAUUGAUUGGAAGAAGGGCUACCUUAUGAAACUUCCAAUGUAGGGUGACCUAAGUCCUUCCAAGAACUGGUGAGGAAUCAUGCUGCUGUCCACCCCAAGCAAAAUAUUAAGUCUCAUCAUUCUAGAGAGACUAAAAGAUGCGCUGGGUUCAAAAUUACGACCGGAACAGGCUGGGUGUAUUCAGAAAAAAAUAUGUGGGUCAAAUUGCAACGCUACGCUACGCAUCAUCAUAGAACAGAGAGUCGAAUGGCAGUCAACUCUACCUCAACUUCAU